Messenger RNA from Tilletiopsis washingtonensis, 1284 nucleotides. RefSeq lists its product as hypothetical. NCBI's taxonomy places the organism in Eukaryota, Fungi, Basidiomycota, Exobasidiomycetes, Entylomatales. The record is from RefSeq and is a predicted model, not a curated record. The transcript is spliced from 9 exons. The coding region runs from base 1 to 1284 and encodes 427 amino acids.
AUGCUGCCCACACAAGCAUCCAGCGCUCACAAGCGUGUGCGCACCCUGAGCCCUCGGCCGGGCUCGGAGGUGCAGGAGAGCGAGCCUGACGGCGCCGGCACGACCUCUGCCGACUUUGAUCCUCUCAAAGCUGCUCUCGCUUCGCCGGAGACCGCUUCGGCUGUGACGCUGCUCGAGACUGUCAAGACGCUCAACGACGCUGAGAUCACCGUGCCCUGCGAGCCAGUGGCUCUCCAGUCGUUGGCGCAAUACGUCUACGACAAAAACGUGCUGCGUUUCGGCAAGAGUCUGGACUUGUCGCCUCACUGCUAUCUGCAGCUGUUUGCCGUAGCUGACAUGUUUGAGCUCGACGCUCUCAAGGCGCGGCUGCUCGUUACGCUCAGAACGCUAGCCAGCCGAGACGAGUCAUUUGUCCUAAAGCACAUCCUGACGAGUGCGGUCUACCUCCACGUCGAUGUUGAAGAAAUCUUCUAUGGCUCGUUGCUCGAUCGCCUGCACGUCUUCAAGGCUCACAGCGAGUUUUCCGCCUUCUGGGAAGAGCUGCUGCUGCUCGACGCCGCAACUGGCGCAAACCUCAAGCACCGGCUUCUCCAUGGUCUCUGCGAUGGAGCUGCCGCCCUGUCGCGUCAGCUCAAGGCAACUCAUGAGCAAGCAGAGCAUCCGGGCAUGAACGCGUCCGAGGAUCUGGAGGAGUAUGACGCCCUGGGCGCCGCUCUGGAGUCAGCAAGCAGCGUCUCAUCUUUGCACCUGAUCGGGUCCAUCAAGCUCCUCCGUCGAGCACAGUGGCCAGCACCCGAUGUCCGCCUCCUUCCACUCCUCGGCAAGGGCGACAAGCGUCGCGAGACUGUCCUAGUGCAUAGUGCAGUGCUCAAAGCGUUCGAGCACUUCAGGGUCUCGAUGUCGUCGGGCUUCCUCGAGACCGUGACGACGCAGGGCGCCAGCGACGCUCAGUCGGCCGAAGCUGCUUCGAAGCUCGUCGAGGUCACAAUUGAGUGCGAGCCGGUAGCCCUGCGGGCGCUGGCUCGCUUCUUCUACGAUCGGGACGUGGAACAAUUCAGCGGCACUGAUGACACUAUGCCGUCUCACUGCUUGCUGCAGCUCUAUGCGGUCACAGACAUGCUCGAGCUGGCUGAUCUCAAGACGAAGAUCGUACAAGUGUUGAAAGAGCGCGUUGCCGUCGAUGAUGAUUUUGUGCUGCGGAAUGUCCUGACGAGCGAUGUCUGGCUCUAUCAGGACCUGGUUCCUUUAUUUCACAACGCUCUGUUCUCGGUGAGUCGGCUGUAG